AAAAAUAUGCUUGCAAAACAUAAUUUUAAUCAAAAUUUUGAAAUAAAUAUUCUACCUAUAAUGACGUCACUUGCAGACCCAACAAAAACUAGAUCAGACUCAAAAAAUGCACCCGUAAAACUUAAUGUCACUUUUUUUUUUUUUAAAUCAAAAUUUCUAAUUUAUUUUUCCAACAAAAAAUUCAAUGAUGAUGGGCGAUAACGUCAACUAUUGCAGCCCUCCUUCUACUUCAAAAAUUUCCUUGCUUUCAAAGACAUUUUACUGGAUUUUCCAGGUAUUAUUUUUCUUGUUUAAAACCAUUUGGAAUCCUAUAACGUGGUUUUUGUUGAAAACCAUCUUCCAUGUGACUAGUGAGAUUUUUAUUUAUUUGGUUUUGGGUGCCUGCUCCAUUUUGAUUGGUACCAUUACGCAAAUUGAUGUUUAUUAUAGCAAAAAUUUAUCAUUGAAGAAAAAUAAUGAAAUUCCAAGAAGAGACGGUUUACGUAUUGAAAAUUGUACAAUUAAAAGAUUUGUAGAGAUUUCGCAAUAAAUAAUUCAUAGAUGGCGCCACAUGAUGUGGAAUAUUGCAUAUUUAUAUACUUUUUAUUUAAUUUAAAUACAUAGAAAAUUUUAACUCGAAUGUUGGCUGGGUGUCAGCCCUCCUGCCCCAGUACUAUGCUCAGGGCUGUGCUUCUGCUUUUUCCUCUUUUUCUCCUUUUUUCGCUUCUUUCUUUCCUUGUCAUCCUCAUGCCUUUUUUGUUUCUUGUGCUUCUUUUCGUGGGUGUCUCCACCUGCUUCAGCAAUAGCUGCUUCUGUUGAAGGCAAACCUCCACCUGCUUCUUUAUGCUUAUGCUUUUUGUGCUUAUUUUUAUGCUUUUUAAUAGGAGUUGCAUUG
Ceutorhynchus assimilis (cabbage seed weevil) is the source of this 874-nucleotide messenger RNA. The record is from the annotation of a GenBank genome assembly. NCBI's taxonomy places the organism in Eukaryota, Metazoa, Arthropoda, Insecta, Coleoptera, Curculionidae.